CUUUGCACCCGCGGGACACAAGCUUUAUGGUAUUUUUGUGGGAGCGCUUCCGCGGCUUGGACGUUCUUUUUCAGGGUCACUGCUGUUGCCACAGUUGGGAGGGAUGUCUUCGCACAAUGAGUCGUCAAACAACGCGGAUGAUUCCAAAAACUCUUCACAAGCGCUUAAAAUGCCUCGACAGAAACGAUUAAAGGUCAAUAGAGCUUGUUAUACUUGCCGUGUCAAGAAAAUCAAGUGCGAUGGACUACAGCCCUGCAUGCAAUGUAGAGCUCGUCAGCGUCCAUGUUCGUUCUCUAAAGACGGCCCAUCGGGUAUGGAAGAAGAUGAAUAUAUGGGAUCGUCACCUUCGCAAACAAUACCCGGUAGUAUGGAUACCGUUCAGCCAGUAACAGACAGCACUGCCUUCGAUAGUCCGCGCGAACACCGCCAGCGAAAAGGAAUGAGUCAGAAUGCAUCAAACGGAAACCGAGAGAAGCAUCAGGGGACGUUAGGCUUACUAGACGAGCUAAGUGCCUCCUGGCCAGCAGAAGGAUGUGAGCGACGCUGGGCCAUCGAUGAGCAUUUACUCUAUGCCAAAGUACCACCUGUCGACAGCACGUCUUUAGAUCGCACGGGGAACUCGGGCAACAACAUGGUGAUACAGCAACAUCUCAUCACACUUUUUUUCCGAUAUCGUUACGCUACCUUCCCGAUUAUACCGAAACGAACACUUUGCGAGCAUUUGGAACGCCGCGGAUCUCUUUGCACGCACCUCUUGCUAUAUGCCAUCUACGCGCAUGCAGCACUUUUUGCGGAUGACGACCGAUCUCAAGCAAACGUCUAUUAUUCGCACGCAGUCGCACUUGUUGACGACCACUUGGAUCUGCCGCGUCUAAGCACCAUCGUCGCGCUCUGUUUACUUUCGCUUUACGAGCAGCCGACGGAUUUAAGCAACAAUGGAUACAAUGCAACGCAGAGUCGUUCACAGGCAUACAGCAGCAUUGCCUUUCGUAUGUGCUUCGACUUGGGACUGCAUAAGCGAUACAUAUUGAAUCAACGCCUAAAUAGAGAAGAUGUGGAACUUCACAAACGGAUAUUUUGGUCAUGCUAUUGCCUGGAUAAGAUGCAAAAUGUUUGCGCUGGCUGGCCGUGGGGAAUUCAAAGCAAAGACAUUGAUCUCGACCUGCCGUUGCUGCAACCUGGAGACGAUAUUGGAGAGCACGAAGUACUGGAGUAUUUCGUUACGCUAAUCAAGCUAUUCCAAAUAUGCGAGCAUGCAUUCCAGACAGAUUCGGUUCAUUCAGCCAGAGCCAUAGUACGAUCAUACGAACAAGAACAGCUUGCAUACAGCUUUGAUAGUGGAUUGUUGAUGUGGCUGCGGUCGUUGCCAGCGCAUUUGCAAUGGACACCAUUUCCUACGCAAGCCAACGCCGUUGCGACACAGCCACCUCCGAAUGCCAUGAUUGCUCAUUUGCAUCUGUUUUACAACCUCAUUGAACUCGGCGUCCUACGUCCUUACUCGGCCAUCACUGGUAAAACGAUAUUACACCGAUGCUCCACUAUUGCCACGAAUAUCACCCAGCUUGCGUGCUCGUUGGCAGAACAGACCAACUUCAUCCUGUCGUAUUCCUUUGUAUCCAAUGCGCUCAUGGCAGCUACACGGGUACAUUUGCUGAACUGCUCUAGCGAAAAUUUAAACUUUGCACGGCACUCGCGUUUCAUGUUUCAGCGAUCGUUACGGUCACUGCGAACAUUGUACCACCUUCGGACAAUACCAGGCGUACCUGAAUUUACCACCACUCUGAAAGCCACAAUGGCGGCAGCGGAUACAGACACAGAAAUCAAAAAGCAGCAGGAUCAAUGCCAGCAACAGCAACAGCAAGAGCAAGAGCAUCAAUUUGAGCAUCCUUCAAGCCCAACACAAUCGCAGCAGUUCGUCAUGAACCGGGCUACAGCUGCCUUCUCGGCGCACACAUUAUCGGCAGCUGCAGCACAUGCGAACGCUUCAGCAUCUCUAGCUGUGGCAAGACAAAGCAAGGCAACAUUAUCUAUGCCUUCAUCCCAUCAUGGUCACAACGCACAGAAUGUCGGAAAUCUUACUAACCAGCUAUCAACAAACAUGAUGUUCGAUCCCAAUACAGCCACCUGGCGCUCGCAAAACCAAAAUGCACACCAACAAGCUCAGCCACAGCCGCAGCCACAGCAACAGGGUUUGAAUCAACAUAGUCAACAACAGCAGCACAGGGUACCAUAUCCGUUAAACCUUCUAUCUGUUGACGAGAAUUGGUCUAAAACAACUGAUGCGAGCGUGGAUUCGAUACUGUACAACAACAGUAGCAACAAUAAUGGGAAUAACAAUAACGCCAGCAACAGCAAAGAGAAAUCAGUGUUUGCUAGCUUCAUGGAUGAACAUCAUAAGGAUCCGAUGAAAAUGAACAACGACACUGCUACUACCACAGACAUUGACGAACUAGUCGCGCAGAUGCGUUUCGGCAAGAAUGAUGGUCAGGAUGAUACCACUGGCGUAAUAGGCAACAAACAUACAUCAUGGAACAAUGCGGCGGCAGCCGCGGCAGCAGCAGCAACCGUAGCAGCUGAAAAUGAUCCAUUGGUAUAUUCCAUGUGGUCGCAACAAGAUGAACAGUCGAACUCGACACGAGUAUCACGCGAACCGCAGCAGCAAGAGCGUGAACCACCGACAUCUCCUCCGUCCGUUGCGUCCUCCACAUCUCAUUCACACUCUACGCCAUACCAAUCGACGUACAUGAAUAUCGGUUUGGGCGUUUAUGCAUCGGCACACCAGCAUCAUACAGACGUUAUUCGUCAACACUUUCCUGGUGUCGAGUCCCGUGCGAACCCAUUUGUACGGCCUGUCAUCCUUACUCACCAGGGCCAUGUUAUUGUCGCUGGCUCUAAUCAAGAUACGAGAUCAACCCCUCCUCCCCCACAAUAAGUAUUCUUUUCUCUCUUUCUCUUCUUUUCUUUUGUAUAUAAUUUAUACUUAGAGUUAUCUUGUACAUCUUACUCCUUCCUCUUAUUAUUUUCUUGUUACUCUUCUUACUUGCUAUAAUCCAUCAUAAAA
Molecule: messenger RNA, 3061 nt
Organism: Zychaea mexicana
Lineage: Eukaryota; Fungi; Mucoromycota; Mucoromycetes; Mucorales; Lichtheimiaceae
Product: fungal-specific transcription factor domain-containing protein
Exons: 4
Coding region: 104-2932 (942 amino acids)
Biological process (GO): DNA-templated transcription; regulation of DNA-templated transcription
Molecular function (GO): zinc ion binding; DNA binding; DNA-binding transcription factor activity, RNA polymerase II-specific
Source: RefSeq, a predicted model, not a curated record